This is a messenger RNA of Mycena indigotica, 858 nucleotides long. RefSeq lists its product as uncharacterized. The coding region runs from base 1 to 858 and encodes 285 amino acids. The transcript has 3 exons. The record is from RefSeq and is a predicted model, not a curated record. NCBI's taxonomy places the organism in Eukaryota, Fungi, Basidiomycota, Agaricomycetes, Agaricales, Mycenaceae.
AUGCCUUUGUCGCGAAAACGCAAAGAACGACAGUCAAAGGUGUCCUUGGACAUGCAAGGAGCAGACUUGGAGCUUCCAACGCCAAACCCGGUGCUUUUCAUACAAGCUUACGAAGCAGAAGUCCGGCGCGGACCCCAGGCCAGAAGCGCUGCGGAGUCUCUCGAGCUGGCGACGCAUCGCAAUGGAAAGAGUGGUCUUAUCGAAUGGAAAACACCGUCCUCCGACGAAUCUAUUUGGGUCGACAGAUAUGACGCCCGACUGCUACUCGACUCCCUGCCAAAAGUCAAGCAGCAACAACCACCGCUACCAGCGUCGCCCUCAGGCUGGUCCGACCUGCCUUCUGAUAGCGAGGACACAUUCUUCCUAUCGCCUGAUGAAGCAGACGAUUAUCAUCGCGACAAACGGCGCAAGAUCAUGGAGAAAACAAGAGAGGAGCGACUGAAGGCUCGUUCCAUCGAAGAUGGUGUACCAGAAGAGGAUGUUUGGGGAGGAAGCGAUGAAGAGCCCGACGACCCGCAACGCCAGCUCAUGGAGCGAACAGCGAAAAAUAUGAUGGCCGCAGACAACCCCACCCAACUCGAAAUGCGUAUCCUUGCAAACUACGGGGCUGAUGGGCGCUUUGCGUUCUUACGUGGCCGCUGGAAGCGCGCGUGGGCCUCUGCAAAGCACGACGCGAAGCUCGAGCAAGAGAAUGCUAAAGCAAAGGAAGCAAGUGGGAUCGGGUUGGGUACUUUGGCGGAUUAUGGGGAUAGUAGUGCAGAAGAAGAUGCUGAUGAUGCCAAUGCCGCACUUGUGGCCCGACAAGCCCGAGCGAAAGCCUGGGCGCAAUCAAGGAAAGCGGACAAGCAGGCCUCUUGA